AUGUCCAAGCCCAUGUCCAAGGAGGAGCUGCUCGCCCAGUUCGACGAUCUCGACGGCGAAGACCUCCCCAACCCAGCGCCCCAGCAGUCCGGCCCUGCCACCGCCGACACCAAGGACGAUGACGACCCCGUCGCCGAGCUUGCUGCUCUAGCCGCGAAGCCGCCCAGCCGCGCUGCAACCCCCAAGCUCUCCUCCUCCUCCAAUGCCAGCAAUCGCUCGCCGCGCCGCACCGGCCAGGUCACGCCCUCGACCGACUCGACGCGCAACAGCGAAGACAAGGGCACCGCCGCCGACCACUCGCGGAAGUCGCAGGACGGCACGCGCUCCUACCACCAGGGCGUGACCCCACACGAGGAGCAAGGCUCUGCUCAAGCCCAGGAGCAGAAGCAGUCUGCUGGUGGCGGUGGCUGGUGGGGCAGCAUCCUCAGUACCGCAUCCGCAGCUGCAAAGCAGGCCGAGACCGCCCUCAAGGAGAUCCAGAAGAACGAGGAAGCUCAGAAAUGGGCCGAACAGGCCAAGGGAGGCGUUGGUAUUUUGCGGUCCUAUGGCGGCGAACUUCGCUCGCGUGCCGUCCCUACAUUCACACAACUUCUCCACACUUUGGCGCCUCCUAUCUCCCAGCACGAGCGCCUCCUGAUCCACAUUACCCAUGACAUGCACAACUAUCCGGCGCUCGACCCGAUCAUUUACGCCACGUUCUCGCGCGUCAUGUCCCAGGUUGAAGGCGGCGAUCUCAUGGUAAUUCAGAAGGGCUCUGAAGCCCGCCAGGGCCCCGACUCUGGUUUCGCUGGAGGUAGCACAGCCGGUUGGACUGACGGACCCUGGUGGCGUGACAUCGGCAUCAAGCGUGACCUUGGCGCGGUCAAGGGUCUGGUCGAGGGGACCAAGCUCACGCGGGUUAGCGCUGAGAGCUAUGCUUCCGAGUUCUUUGCCAGCAAGGGCGGCGUCGAGGAAGCUGCAAAGUCAGCCAGCGAGGUGCUGUCCGAAUCGAACCCCGUGAGGAGCUCCGACAUUUUCCUGGCGAUCCAAGCAAUCAGCCACAGCGCCCCCGCCGAUCUUUUCGGAGGCUCAACCAACGAGAAGAAGGAGGCGGAGACGGGUGGCGUCGAGGAGCCGGCCGAGUCGGACGACCUCAUCGCCUUUGCCAUCUACUUGCACGACCCCAUCCACAGCAUCACCUUCCAUACCGUAUCCCAAAGCUUCCCGCAGAAAUGGGCAGACUGGCUGGACGCGUCGGCUGCCCCAAGCCCGGAGGAUAGCACGGACCCUGUGGCGACGCUGCCAGUGGAGAUCAAGGAGAUCAUCGAGGGCGGCGGUGUGGACCCGCGGGAGUGGGUCGCCGAGUGGAUGGAAGAGGUGAUUCAGCUGGCUGUUGGCGUCAUUGCACAGCGAUACGUAGCCAGGAGAAUGGGUGUAGGCGAGGGCGGGAUUGGAAGAGGAAAGGCCCGCCAGAGAGCCGAAGAGAGCGGCGGCGGAGAAGCAGCGCGGGCUAUCUAA
This is a messenger RNA of Diplodia corticola, 1497 nucleotides long. RefSeq names its product maintenance of telomere capping protein 1 protein. Lineage: Eukaryota; Fungi; Ascomycota; Dothideomycetes; Botryosphaeriales; Botryosphaeriaceae. The transcript has 2 exons. Bases 1 to 1497 code for a protein of 498 amino acids. The record is from RefSeq and is a predicted model, not a curated record.